Messenger RNA from Fundulus heteroclitus (mummichog), 3030 nucleotides. RefSeq names its product homocysteine-inducible, endoplasmic reticulum stress-inducible, ubiquitin-like domain member 1 (gene herpud1). The transcript has 8 exons. NCBI's taxonomy places the organism in Eukaryota, Metazoa, Chordata, Actinopteri, Cyprinodontiformes, Fundulidae. Gene Ontology annotation, cellular component: endoplasmic reticulum membrane. Gene Ontology annotation, molecular function: transmembrane transporter binding. Bases 221 to 1435 code for a protein of 404 amino acids. The record is from RefSeq and is a predicted model, not a curated record. Gene Ontology annotation, biological process: ubiquitin-dependent protein catabolic process; endoplasmic reticulum calcium ion homeostasis; negative regulation of endoplasmic reticulum stress-induced intrinsic apoptotic signaling pathway.
UUGUUCCUGGUAAGCCCCGUAUGACAGACCACAGACAGACAGUUCCAGACGCUGCUCGGUCAGUAAAGUUUCUGCAUUAACGGGAGGGUUCGCCCUUAUUCUAGAAUUUCUUUCGACAGUUACUGCGUAACAGAGCUUCCUUGUUCCUGGCUGGCGUUGUCGUAGCGACUGCUUUCAUUCCUUUGCUCGGAAGCCGCAUCAAGUGCCUGAGAAAGUGAAAAUGGAUUUAGGCGACUAUCAACAAAAGACGACCCGUCUUAUCGUUAAAACGCCCAACCAGGCCCAGGAGGAUCAAAUCGUCGAAGGGGUCGAUGUGAAUUGGACCGUAAAAGACCUAAAGGCUCAUCUGUCGAGGGUUUACCCGAGCAAACCGGCUGUAAGUGACCAGAGGCUGAUCUUUUCUGGCAAACUGCUGCCCGACCAUCUGCACAUCAAAGAUCUUUUCAGACAGGCGGACCUAAUUCCCACGCUGCACCUGGUGUGCGCCAUGAGGAAUCCACCCCAAGCACCAACAAAGACCAAAGAGACGGAACAACCACAUCCUUCCAGGUCCAACCCGCCUCUUCAGCCUCCCGGCACGCCAGAGCUGCGGCAGAGGAGGCCCACGUCUUCAGCAGCUGCUGCCGCCGCCGGCCCCGCCCAGACGCCAGGGACCCAACCUGCGCCGCCAGCAUGGCCGACCUCAAACCUAGCUGCAGCAUCACAGCUGACCCAGCCAGCCUUUCCCGCCUUAUCUCUGUACAGCCCUCAGCAGCUCCUGUGGCUCCAGCAUGUCUACGCCAGACAAUAUUACAUGCAGUACCACGCAGCCAUGGCAGCGGCAGGCUCUGCUCCCCCGACGUCGGUGCCGACCAUCGCCCAGUACCCGCCCGUCCCCGUCCCGGCCCCUCUAGCCAACCAGAACCCCAUAGACAACCUGCCGGUGAACCAGAACCCGGUGCAGGACGCCGCCUUCAUCAACGCCGGGGAGGUCAAUCCGAACAUGCGAAUGAACGCACAGGGCGGGCCCGUGAUGGAGGACGAGGAGGACGUGGAGCGCGACUGGCUGGACUGGUUGUACUCUGCGGCCCGAUUCGGCGUCCUGCUCAUGAUCGUUUACUUCAACUCCAACCUGAGCCGCUUCCUGCUGGUGAUGAGCACGCUCCUCGUCAUGUAUCUGCACACCGCGGGCUGGUUUCCCUUCAGAAGGCCGGCACCGGUCCAAGCACCCAACCCGCAGCCCCCAGAGGUCCAACAGAACCAACCGAAUGAGAUCAGGAACCCAGACCUCAAUCCUGACGACGAGCACGCCGAGGCAGCUGAAGACUCGGAGGAGCCAAUGACGGCAGUUUUAGUUCCUCCUCACAGGGUGUCCAUCAUGUGGACAGCCUGGGUGUUCUUCAAAACCUUCUUCUCCUCCCUCAUACCCGAGGUUCCUCAGGGCGUGGCCAACUGAGCUGCCGGGUGGGCAGCGUUUAGUUUAUACCCGUAACCGAGUAGCAUGCUGGCAUCCGACGAGCUCCUGUGCAGCGGUGAUUCUUUUAGGGAGUGGCAAACUGAACACCAGCAAAUAAAGGCAGCCCUCCAAUUGCCAAAAAAAAAAAAAAAUGUAGACGGUACCAAAGGACUAAAAACUGUCAAAUUUUUUUUUUUCCACUGUUGGUUAUACAUCCCUACCCCACCAUCGUGUUUUGGGCUUCAUGAGAAGGUCUUGGAACCUGACAGUUACAGAAUGAAUCGUUGCUUUUUGCGUUGGUUUGUUUUCCUGGAUUUCCUCUUCCAGUAUGAGGGCUUUUUUUUUUUUUUUUUUUCCAUAAUCAUUCAAAUAUCUUUAGAUUAAAAACUGGUCUUCAGGUGGUAGUGUGCCAUCAAUAGGUUUUGACCUCCUGGAUCUGUUUUCAGCCUCUCUGAAACAGGUGGCAGCACAUUUUUAACACAGACAUUUCCCUUUUAAAGUCGUUCUCUCACUGUGGUCACAGAGCACCUCGUGGGAUCCUCCGGAAACCAUCUGAAACAAAUUAUGACCUUUUUUUUUUUUUUUUUUUUUUUUUAAAGGACCAAGAUGAGAGUAAUUCAGCUCAUAAGUCUGUUUAACAGGCGAAACUUAAAGUUCUAAUUUUAUUCAAUUUUAUUUAAUGAUUAAAAUUCUGGUUUCAGAAUCUCCAAAAAAAAAAAAAACUUGGAGUAAAGAAAAAUGGUGACAAACGUUGGGAUCAGGAAGAGCAAUUUUGUGUUUUAAGGGACUAUUGAAUCUGAACGAGGAAUUCAAGUCUUGGGUGAAACGAGGAAAACAGUUUAAUCGAAAUGUUGCGUGUUUUUUCACCUGUUUCAUUCCGGCUUUUAGGAUUUUAAGUGGAUUCUUCCUUUAAUUCAAAAGAAAAUAGUUAUAGAUGAAAGAAUAUGUAAAUAUAUUUUAUGUACACAAUGCACUUUACAUCUAAAAUCUAUCAUAUGCAAGCUUCUGAGUAUAGACAUUAGGACCUCCUAAGGGCUUAUAGUUUUUUUGCACAAAUAAACAGAGUUAAGAUUGCAGAUCAAAUAAGAGGAAAAUAUGUGGAGAAAAUGAAAUCAAGACAACCUUAUGUAAUGGCUGGUAAUUCGUCAAUUUUAUCUUGGUAGCAUUCCAGAUUGUGUGACUAAAUAUGUUAUUUCUUAUCUUCCAUUUUUUUUUCUCAUUGUGUUGCAUGAGAAAUAACCAGAUACAUAUAUAACAGUAUCUUUGUAUCGCUUAGCCUUUAUUUUUUUGCAUGAAUUUUGAUCUGUAACAGUGAAUAACUCUGUUAAAGCCUUGAAGUAACUUUUAAGUAAAAGGAUGAAAGGUAGCUGUGUAAUCCUGUAUAUUUUCUGUACCACAUUUAAGCUGUAAAUGUAUUGCUUACAUUCCCUUUAGGGGAAGGAUAAAAGAUUGUGACAUUGGUCACUGUGUAUAUUGGAAAAUUAUGUUUUUGUUUUGUUUGUUUAACCUGCAAAAGUUUCCCCUUGUGUGUACAAUAAGUGUAUUAAUGGGAAUUUUGUUAUAAAACAUGCAAUAAAUAUUUGUACGUCAAAUGA